AUGCCCUCUUCAACCACCCCAGAUUUCAAAGUGUCUUCAAAACAAGCGCAAGAUUAUGAAUCACAGUAUUCAGCUCAUAAUUAUCAUCCAUUGCCGGUAGUAUUCUCAAAGGCAUCUGGCGCUCAUGUAUGGGAUCCCGAGGGAAAAGAAUAUUUGGAUUUCCUUUCUGCUUACUCGGCAGUGAAUCAAGGUCAUUGUCACCCCAAAAUCAUUGAAGCUUUAAUUGAUCAAGCUUCAAAAUUAACUUUAUGUUCAAGAGCAUUUUCGUCUGAUGUAUUUGGCGUUUAUGCCAAGUACAUUACUGAAUAUUUCAACUAUGAAAUGGUAUUACCUAUGAACACUGGUGCUGAAGCGGUGGAAACAGGAUUAAAAUUAGCUAGAAGAUGGGGAUAUGUUAAAAAGGGGAUUCCUGAAAAUGAAGCAAUCGUUUUGUCAGCUACAAACAAUUUCCACGGUAGAACAUUGGGUGUUAUUUCAAUGUCUACUGAUCCUGAUGCUACAACCAAUUUUGGUCCUGCUUUACCGAAUGUUGGUCCUCAAAUUCCCGGAGAACCAAAGGGAACAUUGUUGCGGUAUGGAGUAAUCGAAGAUGUUGAAAAGGCGUUUGCUAAUGCUGGUGAUAAAAUAGCUGCUAUAUUACUAGAACCAAUUCAAGGUGAAGCUGGUAUUGUUGUACCACCACCUGAUUAUUUACCUCGUGUUCAACAAUUGUGUAAACAACAUAAUGUGUUGUUGAUUUGUGAUGAAAUUCAAACUGGUAUUGCCAGAACUGGGAAAAUGUUAUGUUAUGAACAUUCCGAGGGAGUCAAACCUGAUAUUAUCUUGUUGGGAAAAGCCAUUUCUGGAGGUGUUGUACCAGUGUCGGCUGUAUUAUCAUCAAAAGAAAUCAUGUUGACCUUGGAACCAGGAUCCCAUGGAUCUACAUACGGUGGUAACCCAUUAGCAUGUAGAGUAGCCAUUGCCGCUUUACAAGUGAUUAUAGACGAAAACUUAGUUGAAAGAUCACAAAAACUAGGUGACUUGUUGAAAUCAGAAUUGAUUAAACUUCAACAAGAAAGUAAUGGUAUCAUCAGUGAAGUUAGAGGUAAAGGUUUGUUGUCAGCUAUAGUUAUUGAUGAGUCCAAGACCAAUGGUAAAACUGCCUGGGAUUUGUGUUUGUUGAUGAAGGAUCAUGGAGUAUUGGCUAAACCAACUCAUGAUAAUAUUAUUAGAUUAGCCCCACCUUUGAUUAUUAGUGAAGAAGACUUAUUGAAAGGAGUUGACUCAAUUAGAAAAUCUUUAAAAGAGUUGAGCAAAUGA
Lodderomyces orthopsilosis Co 90-125 is the source of this 1299-nucleotide messenger RNA. RefSeq names its product ornithine-oxo-acid transaminase (gene CAR2). Gene Ontology annotation, molecular function: pyridoxal phosphate binding; identical protein binding; L-ornithine transaminase activity. Lineage: Eukaryota; Fungi; Ascomycota; Pichiomycetes; Serinales; Debaryomycetaceae. The transcript has a single exon. Bases 1 to 1299 code for a protein of 432 amino acids. The record is from RefSeq and is a predicted model, not a curated record. Gene Ontology annotation, cellular component: cytoplasm.